Megalops cyprinoides (Indo-Pacific tarpon) is the source of this 3154-nucleotide messenger RNA. It is a transcript of the gene uck1, whose product is annotated as uridine-cytidine kinase 1. The transcript has 7 exons. NCBI's taxonomy places the organism in Eukaryota, Metazoa, Chordata, Actinopteri, Elopiformes, Megalopidae. The record is from RefSeq and is a predicted model, not a curated record. Bases 14 to 841 code for a protein of 275 amino acids. Gene Ontology annotation, cellular component: cytosol; cytoplasm. Gene Ontology annotation, molecular function: kinase activity; ATP binding.
UGACGACACAAUUAUGGCGUCCGCCGGACCGCUUUCAGAGACCGAACGGCCGCGACAUCGACCUUUUUUGAUAGGAGUGAGCGGAGGGACAGCAAGUGGUAAGUCCACAGUGUGUGCUAAAAUUAUGGAGUUGCUGGGACAGAACAAAGUGGACCAUCGGCAGAGGAAAGUCGUCAUUGUCAGUCAGGACAGUUUCUACCGAGUCCUGACUUCUGAGCAGAAAAGCAAGGCACUCAAGGGCCAGUACAACUUUGACCAUCCAGAUGCUUUUGACAAUGAACUGAUGUACAAAACUCUCAAGGAUAUUGUGGAAGGGAAGGUGGUUGAGGUUCCAACUUACGAUUUCGUCACUCAUUCCAGACUAGAGGAGCGGAUCACCGUGUACCCAGCUGACGUCGUGCUCUUUGAGGGCAUCCUGGUCUUCUACUCGCAGGAGGUCCGCGACAUGUUCCACAUGAAGCUGUUUGUGGACACGGACUCUGACGUGCGGCUGUCGCGCAGAGUUCUGAGGGACAUGAAGAGAGGCCGAGACUUGGAGCAGAUCCUCUCCCAGUACACCACCUUCGUGAAGCCUGCCUUUGAGGAGUUCUGUCUGCCGACCAAGAAAUAUGCAGAUGUUAUUAUACCUCGAGGGGUUGACAACAUGGUGGCCAUCAACCUGAUUGUGCAGCACAUCCAGGACAUCCUAAACGGGGACAUUUGCAAGUGGCAGCGGGGCUCGGUCAGCGGGCACAGCCGGGGCUUUAAGAGGGCCAUCUCCGAGCAGGGUGACAUGCCUAACGGGGCCGCCAACCCCCCGGGGAAGAGGGUCCUCUUGGAGCCCAGCAGCCGACCCCAUUGAGGCAGCUCUCCCUGGGGGGCUCCAACAUUCUCUGACCCACCCCAGUGUUCUAGGCCUGGUCCAUAUUAGUACAGGCUGGGGUCGCGGUGGUGGGAGGAAGGGGGUGUGAAGAAGAGGUUGAAAUUAUAUAAUCCAAAUCAGAGCUACUAAUAAUACCCGAUCUUCCAGCAGCAGCUUCAGAUGGAACCUGUACAGGGCCUUGACACCAGCUGACAGCUACCUAACAUCUUCAUGGAAAACAAAAUGGCAACCAGCAAUCUAGUUUACACAUCAUGAACAAAUGUGGUAGCUGGAGCUGCUGUUCAGCAGGAAGCUGGCCUGGCAGAAGGACUAGUGGGGGGUGUCUGAGUAUAAUUACACACACACACACUGACACUCCACACUGACUGAAACAAAAAGGUCAUUAUCAGUGAACUUCGCACAUACUGUAUCCCCAGAGACUGUUAAAGAGGACACUGUCAGCUCUGUAUUCCGUCCUUUGUGUACUUCCUUAUCUGGAAGGUUCUCGUGCUAUCUGUGCUCUAUCUGUUCUGGCUUUGCCUAUGCCCCUCCAUAAAUAUUCAUAAUGAACCAGCCAGUUAGACCGCUUUUAGCUUCAGCAAGGGCAGGGACAAAAUUUAUGAAGUGAAGCACAUUGAGCUGAAUAUCACAGGUACUCAACAGAUGAUGAAGCUUGGUGUGCAAAUCACUAUAUGACAUUGAAAAUUAUGCUGCUCUUUCUUGCUGAUGUUGAAGGUAAAUGUUACUUGGCUCAGUAAAUACAGUUGUAUAUCUGUUCAAUAAAUAGAAUGUAUGUAGCCCUGUCUUUACAUUGCAUAUUACAUAACAUUCAUUUAGCAAGCGACUUUGAGCACAAAAGAACAGAAAUGUAUCUAUUCAAGUCUUCCACUUCACCUUUGAAUCAUGCCCACUUUGUGACUCAGUCCACACUAUACAUGUGAACUUGACUAUAUUCAAAAACUUAUUCAGAAUGUUGCAUCACCAGAUUAAUACAUCCAAUUUUCUGGCAAGUAAUUUUGGAUAAUUGUGUUUUCUAUUCUGUAACAUUGAUUUAAAAUCCCACAGUUCUUCACCGUGAAGCAGAAGUAUUAGAAUACAAAGCUGGAAGUAUCUAGAAUACUAGCUGGUCUAGUUGGCUAACAGACAUGAUUUUUUUUUUUUUUUACUGCCACACUAGCUCUGUAAUGCUGGGAUUUCAUUGUUAGCUACUUAAAAUUAGCUAGCAAUGUAACAGAUUCCACUGUUAACAUAAGUUUUUCAAAGCACGGUAAUCAACUGCGGUUUUAAUGAUAAUUAAAAUUUAAACGGUAAUACUAGCCGUUGGGAAUUUUAUCGUGGUUUACCGUGAAAUCGGUAACCGUCCCCUACUAGCUAACAGUAUUGACUGUUAUUAGACUGUUAAGUGACUUUAGUAGCAGUAGCAGAGACUAUUAAACAAAAGACCUAUAGCUCUGCAUUAUUUCUGUCCUCAGUACUUCAAUCUCCAGGAAGCUCCUGAGCAUUUAGCAUUGUUUUUGUAGCAAAUAGGUCACAUUUGAUGAAAUAUUGCUUCUGUGGAUGGUUACUUUGGCCACACCCCUUCACAAACGUAUAUAGUGAAGCAGUAAAUUAGAAGACUUUAUUCAGUAAAUAGAAUAUCUGCACAAAAGUAACCUGAUGUCAGCUGGACUUGGCUCUAGGCUGAGUAUUUCUACAGGUCUUCAGUACAUUUGGUUAAUACAGUUCCACCUGGUUAAAUUGUUUUAUGAAAUAACCUCCAGAACAGGAUCCAGUUACUGGUUGAUGACAUGAUUGUGAAGGGUUUCACCGUGAACACACAUACAGUUAGACACAUGAUUACGAAGCACUAGUGUAGUCCUGGAGAUGCUUGUGUUCCACUUUUCUACCUGAAAGUCUGAAAGAGUUGUUCUUGAAAUGUUGCUCUACAGUUUUUUUUAUUCAUGCUGAACAAGGGAUGGGAGUUCUGCCUGGUCGGAGGAGUUUCAGGAAGAACCCGAGUGACCCGAGUGGAAACCAGGCAGAGCCUUGUCACAUCAGUUCUAAUUCACAACAAGCCCUCCCUGUUAGCUACUCCCUUUUAACCGAAAGCACACAAAAUGGAACACAUUUGCCCUUGUUUUACCACCUCCUCUAUGUAUAUUUGAGUUUGCCAUGUACAGUAUGUUUUCUCACUGAGUGCAAUGCAGAGAGUAUGUCUCUGAAUGUUUUUAACUGCGCUGCGCUUAAUGUGAUUCUGCUUGUUUAGGAAUGUGAAUGAAAUUGGUCUCAAGGGCUGAGGUCAUGCUUUUAUUAUUGUAUUAAUUUUAAAGAUUU